Molecule: messenger RNA, 4644 nt
Organism: Chaetomium strumarium
Lineage: Eukaryota; Fungi; Ascomycota; Sordariomycetes; Sordariales; Chaetomiaceae
Exons: 2
Coding region: 217-4506 (1429 amino acids)
Cellular component (GO): Cul2-RING ubiquitin ligase complex
Molecular function (GO): protein binding
Source: RefSeq, a predicted model, not a curated record
CGCCACCAGAGUCGUUGUCGACCCUCAUGUUCUCUUCAACAACUGACAAGUGUUAAUUCGCCGUUCUCUCCUGUACCACCAACUGCUGGUCUCUGAAGUUGGCGCGUGCAGCAGGCUUUAUGCCUUGUUUUCCUCUUGUUUCGUUUUCUUCAUAGUUCUUGCGCCUCUAUGUAACAGUCCGAGAUACCAAGCUCGAGCGGCACAAAGGACGGAGAGAUGCAAGCUACCAAGCUUACAGGACAUAGCGACAUGCCGGCAGGGACAGAAAACAGCAGCACCCUCGAGUCACGGCAGAGGUCUCCCGAUGAUAGGAGCGCGACAGCUAAUUUACCAACCAGUGACGCGACCAUUAUCGGAAGGAAGCGGAAGUUGUCCGAUCAGGAUGAGGGGCCCACUUCAACCCUCUCCGAGACGGCUGCUACAGCCAGUGUCAAGAAGACCAAGCUGGCCGGGGGAAGCAACGCUCAAUCGUCACCAAGCGGCUGCCUCUGGAAGUUGGACAAAUCCCUCUUGCCCUCUGAGGUCUGGCACCAUAUCUUCACGUUCUGUCCGCCCAAGUCCUUGGGCAGUCUGUCCGCUGUUAACAGAUUGUUCAACCUCUAUCUUGAUCCCGCAUCGUCAGUCCGCCGAGACGUUCCAAGCUCUCCGACUCGGGGCGUUCUGGAGCCCCUGGAGCCCAAUGCGAUCUGGCAAGCAUCCAGGCGGCUCUUCUGGCCUAAGAUGCCAGCGCCUCUCCGGUCAAUGACUGAGCUUGACAUGUGGCGUCUUGCGUGUUCCCCCAAGUGUCAGGGCUGCGGCAAGCUCGACGCUCGGGGGCAGACCUCUCUUCCUAACCUUCAUCAUCCCGGCCCGGACUCAGGGGUUGUGCCGAUCAUCUGGGCCUUUGGUGUCCGGAUGUGCGGGCCUUGUAUCAUACGCAAGUCCACCAAGGAGGUCGAUCUGCUUCUAUCGCCAUUCAUCCCUUCUGCUCUUCUUCCCGCUCUUCCCUUCGUCUUUCUCUCACAGAAUCUCGAUUUCUUCUCGCCUACCAUGCUUAAGCAGGGUCAGCUGCCGGCCGAUGUGCAGGUAACGAAGUGGUUCCUAUCUUCAGAUGUUGAAGCCCUUGAGAAGGAGUUCAUUCGAGUCAAAGAAAUGGGUCAAGGAACAGUUAACGAGUGGCUCAAGGGCCUUGAGAGCCGCGGGAACGACCUGCAGAACGAGGCGACAAAAUGGGAGAAAUGGGAAUCCACGGGCGGUAUUGCACAGAUGUGCUCGCGGCUGUAUCAGGAAUAUGCGAGGAAGUCUCCGGUCUCACUACCCCCAAAGCCCUUCACAGAUUCAACCCUUCCCACUCCUGUUCUGCGCCCAUCUUUCUCCCAGGCCCGUCAAGAACGGACAGCUGCGGAGGUUGCGGAGCUGAAAGCCGCGAGAAAGGCCGAGAUUGAGAGACGGGCUUUGCUUCUGGAUCCGCCCUUAACAGCCGACGUUCUCCGCCACAUUCCUGCGUUCCAAGCUUCAACGCACAUCGUUUCCCAGUUGGAUGACGACGCCUGGGAGCGUCUCAAACCGCGGCUACUGGCGCAGCGAGCAGACGCGGAGCGGGCUCGGCAAGAGGAGCGCAAAGCCGAGCCCUGGAUUCACGAGAAGCCACAGGAGCAACAGCAUCUCGAGACGACUCUCGCUACUACAAAGGAGGCUCGGGAUCGCGUUGACAAGGAAUGGGAGGAGGUACAGGCCCCGUUACGUGCCAGAAUUGCGGGCUACGCGGAUGAGAUUAUCCAGAAUAGCUGGGACAAUGGAAAGAAGGUCACGAGAGCGACCUGCUCGCGGUUCGCAGUCGACUCUCUUAUCUACGUGCGCAAACGGUUCUAUGGCGAAGUCGCAAACGAUGCAGUGGCUGCGAGGGCGAGCGGCAAGACACUCCCGGUCGAUCCCCCGGAAGGACCUUUCACCCAGAAACUAACGCUGGAGAACAUGAAGUGGAUCUUCGACACCAAGAUCAGACCUCACACCGAGCCUUUCCGCAAGGAGCUCUUCUACUGCAAUGGGUGCGAAGGAAAUCCCAAACCCUUCACCUUCGAGGGGGUCAUCCAACAUUACGCAGCAAAACAUACGGAUGAGCUCAGUCUGAGGAGCAUUGUGGUUCAUUGGAGGGCGGAAUGGCCCGAGCAUCCACCCUUCAGCGCAACAGCACGGCCCGCUCCCUAUCCGCAUGUCCCGGGCAGAUUCCCCGUCAACGGAGGUGCACCUCUCCCAGCAAGUUACCACUACCCGCCGACGGGAAUUCCACCCGUGCCACCAGCCGUCUAUGGACCUGCUACGGGGUACGGAUAUACUCCGCCGACCUACAAUGACUAUUACCAGCCGCCGCCGCCGCCGCCAGUGCCUUACCAUCCACCUUUGGCAGCUCCUACUCCUCAUUUCGCACCACAGCCGGCCGCAUAUCCCCCCUACCAACCGCCGGCCAUGCAGUACCCUGGCCCAGCCGCUGAGCCGCCACAGGGUUAUAUGCCACUUCCAAACGGACAACCUGAGUAUUAUAACGGGCCGUAUCAACCACUCGACAACGGCGGAGGCCCCUAUGCUCCGCCACCGCCCCCGGUGUAUCCCGAUCUCUAUCAUAACAAGGUAGAGGACAUUGCCCGCAACUCCCGCGAAGUUUGGCGGCAGCUGGGUGACAUCCGAGAGCUCCCGGGAAGCGUAAGGGUUUUUGUAACGAUCCACCACCUGGUCAAGAGAUUCCGGUCUCGAUUCUACGAGACACCCCCGCUGUCCAUGUUCAUCGACGGCUUAUCCAACAACAAGGAAAUGCGACCGGUCCGCAACGUCAAUGGACUGGCCUGCAAGGCUUGCCGCCUGCGGCUUGGCAACGCAGACUGGGUGGAACAAGACAGGAAAAGCUUCUCCCUACCGCAGCUGGCAAACCACUUCCAGUCAAAACAUGUCGAACCGAUGCAGAGAAUGCAGGCCCAAACCGGGUCUGUGGCCCUGGACUGGGUGCUCGACAUGGUAUUGCUGCCGGAUCCUGCGUCACUCUCGAGUCUCGCUUCCUCGGUCAACGAGACCCAGAGGGCCCUGCUCACGGCCGCCCUUCCCUCGGCAUUCGCGCCCCAGCCCGUUUCCGCUACUACCCAGAGUUCCCCGAGACAUUGGAACACGCAGCAUGAGCAGAGCUCCGACGAGGGGUAUCCUCCCAUGCCGGCAAGAGCUCCUGCCGGCGCGACGACGACCAAUGGGUAUGCGGGUCCUCCUGAUGCCGGGAGCAAGCACUCAACUACCGGAGCGUCUGUGGGAGCCGGUGUAUUUGGUGAUUCCAGUAGCUCAGGCCCAACUCCCCACGGCGCGACGCCGUGCACUAUGUCUGAGAAUGAACGUUCAGCAAAAGUCGAAGGGGAUAGACCGUCAUCGCUGGGUUUCCGACCGGUUCACGACCAAAACGGGUUCAACCACCGGAAGGCAACGGGCAAGAAUACGCGUGGGAAACCGCAACGCACCGGUGGCUCUGGUGACCGGACAUUCGGCAAGCAAGUCGAGACGGCUGCUAUAAACGAUCAGCCGGAAGGUACGGAUCUGCAUGCGCCGCGUCCGACACCCCAUGGAGGGACUUCGCCCAUUCACGCGUCGUCGGCUAGGUCGGAGCGAGCAAGGACAAAGGGCGUCCCGCAGGCGCAGCAAGCACUGAAGCACAACGCUCGACCAGGGCAGCGGCCUGACCCAGAGCACCAGGUAUCCCCAACGAUUGGAGAUCAUGGGCCCAGCAUUGUAGCUGCCUUAGAAUCGCGUCUCGAACAGCAUCGGUCGCCGCCGUUCCAAGCACGGCAAGGGCCUAUGCACGACUCGUGGUACAAGGAUCGGCGUAAUGCUAUAGCAUCACCAGACUUCCAGGGCGUUUCCGGGAGACCCGCUGGACAUUCUCGCAUGGAAGGCCGGGCCGGGCCUGGAGCAGAGUCACAGUACCAGGCUUCUGAGCCGCUUGUCAGGGAGAGAAGCCCGGCCGGGCGGCAGGUAGGUGGCGGGUACUAUUCCCGACCACUGCCAGCCGAGAUGCGGGAGGAUGAGUAUGCUCCGCAGCGGAACCGUGCCGGCCUGAUGGAGCUAUCAUCACGAUAUUCUGAAGGCGGGCGUUUCAGCACGCCAGUUGCCCCCUCAGACGACCGCGGCCAUGGCCACGGACCCGUGCGACCUGAAGCGGAGUACCGUCGAUAUCACGAGGAAAUGCGCAUGCCAUCGCGGGGACCGAUCGAAGCAUACGAGAUCGUCCAGGUCAUCGACGAGCACGGGGAGUAUUACAUCCGGCGGCCGGUGCGUCGUGAGCCGGGCACGAGGUACAUAUAUGAGGAGCGGGGACCGCACCGCGAUGCGGACGCCUACCACAGUCUCGAACCCGUCUAUGCGGCUGCCAUCGCCCGACCGAGUCGCGUGCGAGAGCAAGGCCGAGCCAGUGUGGCGCCUGAGCUCUGGCUGGGCGACUGCCGCGCUGACCCUGCUUAUUACGAGGAGUAUGACCCCCGGUUCCCGGCCGCUUGAGAAGCUUCUCUCUGCCGAUAAUGGCAACGCUCUUCUCACGGGCGCAUCCGGUUUCUGACCGCUGGUAUCUUCUCGAGAAGAAGGUGCAUAUAUGUAUUGUAUUGUCGGGAUAUCCUAAGUAUGCCCUGUUGUUGUACG